Molecule: messenger RNA, 3570 nt
Organism: Guillardia theta CCMP2712
Lineage: Eukaryota; Cryptophyceae; Pyrenomonadales; Geminigeraceae
Product: R-SNARE protein
Exons: 1
Coding region: 1-3570 (1189 amino acids)
Biological process (GO): regulation of exocytosis; regulation of protein secretion
Cellular component (GO): cytoplasm; plasma membrane
Molecular function (GO): syntaxin binding; GTPase activator activity; myosin II binding
Source: RefSeq, a predicted model, not a curated record
AUGUGCAGAUUCCAGCCUUGGGUGAACAGAUUGCCAAGACACAGGAAGAAAGCAAUGAGCGGCUCAUGGCUAAAGUCCGUAUUCAAAUCGAAGUCGUCCAAGAAGUCCAAGAAGGAGGAAACCAUCGCACAUGCUCUGCCGGACUCCGAACUUCAACAGGAAGACUGCAAGUACAGGGAGGUCAUGAGUCAUGGCAUUCCGCCCACGUCUUGCACGAUCGCCUACGACCACCUCUUGGGUCUCCUUGCCCUCGGCACGCUGGACGGGAAAGUGAAAGUUCUCGGGUCGUUGGGAGUAGAAAGGACGCUAAUGUCCCCCCACCUGUCUCGAGUGACUUGCCUUGAGUUUGCGGCUGGCAAGGGUCAGCUGGCAGUCGGAACGGACUUUCCUUCCCUGCUCGUGUGGAACCUGAGCCAGACAGAAUCUGGGGAACAAGAGUUGACCAACAUCAGAGUCUUGCACGCGAUCAACUCGAUAAGAUGGAUCCCAGGAACAGACUGCUUCUGCAUGAGCACGAGCGGGGCGGAGGUCAGGUUCUUCAGGAUAGGAAAUGAGAGUCUAUCCAAGCACAAGGUGACUGCAGAGGAGCUUCAGCUCUCUGGCAAGGACACGCAUGAGAUCACUAGCGCAGAGCCUUCUACGGAGCACCAUCAGGUCCUGGUGGGAGCCAAGGCAGGUCACUUGCUACUCUGGGACUCACGCAGCAGCUCGAUAGCACGGCGAUACAUGGGCGCGGCGAUCGGCUCGGAGCUGGUGCAUGCGGGUUACACUUCGAGUUGCAAGUAUGUAGUUGCAACCUAUGCCAAUGCAACAAUGCAAAUUUGGCUUGCGGAGAAGGAGAAGAAUGUGCUAACACAAGUGAAGCUGGUCGAGGGCGUGACCUCGGACUUCGAGAGCUCCUUCCUUGGAAUGAGCUCCAUGAUAAUCGACACGGCGAAAUCUAAGAAGGGCAAGGACGAGCCCGAUGAGGCGUUAUUCGUCUUCUACCUCAAGGAUGGGAAGUUUUGCACGACUUGCUUCCAGGGGACGAACCUGAAAGACAGGGUGGAACUCUCCUGUGAUGAUGAGCAAGAGGGGGAAGGAAUCCAGGCAGUAAUCCCUGCUUUCCGGGAGCGUGAAGAGGCCCAGCAUGCAAGGCGCUACUUUCUACGGCUUCACUACGGAGGUUUGGUGGACUUCCUGCAGAUGUCUCCCGAGGACUCUCCCACAAGUUUGAGGAGGAGAAAUCUCCCGCAGGUGUUGAGGUCGAACUCCCCACUGUGCAUGGCCAUGACAACCCUCGUUCCCAUCGAAAUCGCCAGCCGACUCAUCAUCGACCUGUCGGAGUCUCCUGAGGAGGAGGAGGAGUUGGAGACUUAUCUGGAGGAAGUUUACAGCCCUCUUUGGGGAGGGAGGAGGCCGGAGCCUCCGCUCACUCUCCCUGUCCCCUGCCUGCUCGUCACCUGCCACACGGGCGGUCGAGUCUGCCUGUGGAACGUCAGGACGGAGUCGCUCUUGCGUGUACGAGGAGUUCCAGCUCAGCGAGAGACGAGCGAUGAGAUCUUGAUGUCGAGCCUGAUUGUCGAUCAAUGGCAAAAGGGAAGCGAAGAGGCAGCGGCAGCAGCGGCAAGGGGGGGGGAAGGAGGAGGAGGAGGAGGAGGAGGAGGAGAUGGCAAUGAGACUCCUGGCCUCCUUCUCCUGCUUGCAUGCAGCGAUCACGUCGAGCUAUUGCGGUUUUGUGACCUGGAUGAUUUCAAGACAUUCAGGAGGAGGAGAAAAUUGCUUCCUGCUCGUGUGUUGGCGAAGCCAGGUCACGACGAACCGAGGAAGGACGCGAACAUGCUGAGAGCUGAGAUCAAAUACACCUUUGACGAGCAGGACGCACCCCAGAUGGUGAGUGAGGAAGACCGUGUGGUAGCUUCGCCCGAUGAAGUAGAGGAGGAGCAAGAGAUCAGUGCUGAGCAGGACUCUGAGAUCGAGGACGAGGAGGAAGCUUCUUCAGAUCCCACAAGCACGUCCAAGGAGCUGCAGGAAGGGGUUGUAGAUGCCUCUGAGGAGACAGGAGGGGGUGCCGAUCCGGACCUUCCUCCUUCACGGGCUCUUCCUCCCAUUCCAACCAAGACCGCAGCUGUUGCAGGGCAGGAGGAGAAUGAACAGGAAGACAAAGACUAUGGCAAGGAGGAGCUGAAAGAGCAUCAGAAUGAGCAUGUUCGCCAUGAACAGGAGGAGCAGGAGGAGCAGGAGGAGGCAUCCGAGCAUACGUACAGCAAGGGCUUCAUUCCUGUCCUCUCAGUCAGCAUGCAAAACUCGUCAGACAGCAGCAAUGGCAGCAGCAGCAUGCGGGUUCGCUGCGCCGUGUACGUCCCCGCAUGCCGGAUGCUGCUGAGCGGCUGGAGCAACGGCUGCAUGACCUUCACCAGCAGGCGGCCUGAGCACUCUGCUGAAGUUCUCGACACCUCCUGCUUGACUGCUAAGGGCAGCGGGAUCUCCGCCAUGGCGGCUGGGUGGGUGGCGAUGAGGGACAAGUCUCCUCCCCUUCUGACCCUCUUCGCUGCCGUCGACUCAGCUGAAAUCUUCUGCUUCCACCUGCCGUCGGCCGCUGAGCUGCCCAUGAGAAUCUCAGCGGCGGGGAUGGGAGGGUCUCCUGCCGUGUUCCUCGCAGGGCUGGACGAGAAUGGGACCCUGGUUCCCUCCUCCUCUCCCCGCCCUUGCCGCUUCCUCCUCGCCGUCUCCUCGCACGCCAUCAGGAUCUUCAACCUGCCCCUCGACGUACGAGGCUCCCUUCCUCUACAGCAGCAGCAGACCGACAUGAACAUUAGCGGUGCUGCGGUGCUGCAGCACAACGGGGAGAGCGUCCUGUGCUGCUGGGACGGGAGCGGAGAGGUAAGGAUUCACUCUCUCCUUCUGCUGCGGAACCUGGGGAGGAUCAAGCUACAGGAGCACCACUCCCUCCUCCGCCCCAACGCCCUGCAGACGAUGGCGGUGGGCCAGGAUGGGAGAGUCUUCGUGUCUGCUCCCUUCGGAGGAGGAGAUUCGUGGAACUUGAUGCGAGGAGCGAUUUUCACCGGGGAGAACGCGAUCCGCUACCCUCAGGUCUCUUCUAGCCUCUUCCUCGAGGAAGUGAAGGUUGUGCGGGAGGAGAGGACUGAGGCGCCCAAGGGAGGAGCUGAGGGGCUGCUGGGAGGGCUGCUGAGCAAGUUCAAGGGGAAAGAUGCGAAUCAGAGCAUGGAGGAGCUGCUGGAGGAGGAGGAGGACGAGGGAAGGCUGGCUGGCAGCCACAAGGUCGCCAAGGAAGAAGGAGACGCGGAGGCUGAGGCGCGGGAGCAACGGCGGCAGCUGUUUUCUGGGACGACGGUGAAGCCUGUGGGAGAGGGGAGGAGAGGGGAGGAGGGAGGGAGACGUGGAGCAGGGGAGGUCGCAGGAGCAGCAGGAGCAGCGAAGGAGGCCAUGAACGCGCUGCAGGCGAGAGGAGAGAAGUUGAAGGACAUGCAGGAGAAGGCGACGAGGCUGGAGAGUCAGGCCAUGGAGUUUGCUGAGAUGAUCCGCAAGCACAACCAGAAGGAAGCGUCGAAGAAAUGGUGGCAGAUCUGA